AUGGACGGAAAAGUCAUUGUCCUCACGGGCGCCGCCUCCGGCAUCUCGCUCGCGACGGCCAAGCUACUGGCCAGCAGAGGGGCGCGGCUUUCAUUGGCUGAUAUCAAUGGUCGACAGCUAGAAGCUGUUGCAGCAUCGCUUGAGAGCUCUGGAGCCCAGGUCAUCCACACUGUUGUCGAUGUGACGGAUCGAUCACAAGUGAGGCUCCUCAUAGAAAAGACUGUCAGCCACUUUGGAAAACUGGAUGGAGCCGCGAAUCUUGCCGGGGUUAUUGGUCGUCACGCAGUAACUCUUGAACUCCGAGACGAGACGGACGACGAGUGGGACUUUAUUAUGAAUACGAACGUCAAAGGGGUCUUUAACUGCAUGCGCGAAGAGCUCCGGGUCAUGGAACCAGGGGCGUCGAUUGUCAACGCGGCCAGUGUCCUCGCUGUGCUGGGUCAGGCGAAGAACAGCAUAUACACGGCGAGCAAGCACGCAGUGGCUGGCUUGAUCCGAGCUGCAGCCAAGGAAGAAGGCAAGAACAACAUCCGAAUCAAUGGUGUGGCUCCAGGCUUCAUUGACACGCCCAUGGUGGACGCAGUGGAGGCGGCACAAAAAGUGUCUGAAGCAGAUAUGAGCGCACAAGCCUUGCAGAGAAAGGGCAAACCUGAUGAAAUUGCUGCAAUCGUGGCAUUUCUACUGAGUGACGAGAGUACGUUUGUUACGGGAGCAAUCUGGAGCGCUGAUGGUGGCUGGAACUGUUGA
Cyphellophora europaea CBS 101466 is the source of this 747-nucleotide messenger RNA. RefSeq lists its product as uncharacterized. The transcript has a single exon. NCBI's taxonomy places the organism in Eukaryota, Fungi, Ascomycota, Eurotiomycetes, Chaetothyriales, Cyphellophoraceae. The coding region runs from base 1 to 747 and encodes 248 amino acids. Gene Ontology annotation, molecular function: oxidoreductase activity. The record is from RefSeq and is a predicted model, not a curated record.